Penicillium psychrosexuale is the source of this 1587-nucleotide messenger RNA. Its product is annotated as MFS transporter. Gene Ontology annotation, molecular function: transmembrane transporter activity. Gene Ontology annotation, biological process: transmembrane transport. The coding region runs from base 1 to 1587 and encodes 528 amino acids. The record is from RefSeq and is a predicted model, not a curated record. Lineage: Eukaryota; Fungi; Ascomycota; Eurotiomycetes; Eurotiales; Aspergillaceae. The transcript has 2 exons.
AUGACCUUGCCGGGUGAGAAAACAACAACCGAUGAGCUUCAGGAUGCGGAGCAAAAUACCGAUGCCUGUCGCCAAAGCCGGGCAUUGCUUUUGUCGGAGGAAGAAGCUCUCGAAAAAGCACGGAGCAAUCCCAAUGACGCGCUACCGAUUCAGAUAAUAUACGCCGCCAAUGACCCAGAUAACCCCCGGAACUGGCCAAAAUGGCGCAAAUGGUAUAUCACCUGUGUGGUGAGCAUGCUCAAUGUUUUCACUACAUGGUGCGCAGGGGGCAUUUCCUCCGGUGCUGCCGGAAUACAAAAAGAGUUUGGGGUAUCGGCUGAGGUCACUACUUUAUGUUUAUCUCUAUAUAUUCUUGGAUACGCAAUCGGCCCCGUCCUUCUCGCCCCACUCUCCGAAUACUUUGGUCGGCAGCCGGUUUACGCCGUAUCAUGGUUCGGUUUGUUCAUUUUCCAGCUUCCGCUGGCUAUGGCCCCAAACAUUGGUACUGUUCUGGCAUGUCGAUUCAUUGCAGGCUGUGCCGGAGGUGCGCCCCUGACAAACAUUGGAGGUAGUAUCAGCGACCUCUGGGAACGGAACGAGAGCGGAGGGCCCAUGGCCGUCUACGGGCUGAGUAGUACGUUUGGGCCUCCUAUGGCGUUGGUGAUCACCGGCUAUAUUGGACUUAACCUCGGCUGGCGGUGGAUAUUUUGGGUUUUGAUGGCCAUGACGGGCGGCAUUUGGGUCUUGUUGGUAACCACAAUUCCCGAGACACGACACACCACAGUGCUUAAGAGGAAGACCAAACGCGCACGCAAGCAGAUGAAGAAAGAGAAUCUUCAAUCCGCAGAAUCUACUACCGACAUGCAUGCGAAUGGCAGAAAAGGGCUUUACGAACUAUUCGCUAUUACCCUCACUCGUCCAUUCCGCUUUCUUUUUUCGGAGCCCAUCACGUUGUUCUCGGCAAUCUAUAAUGGCUUUCUGUAUGGAUUGGUAUAUCUUUUCAACGAGGCGAUCCCUCUGGUUUUCGGCGCUCCGAAAGGACACCCAUUCAAUACCGGCCAACAGGGACUUGCCUUCUUGGGACUGGCGAUUGGACCGUUGAUUGCAUUCUGUUUCUACCCACUCCAAGAACGAUACUAUCUGCGCCGGGUUGCCGAGAACGGCGGCAACGGUGUUCCAGAGGCGCGGAUGUGGAUGGCCCGUGGGGGUGCGAUUCUCAUUCCCAUCAGUCUAUUUUGGUUUGGGUGGACAAGCUAUCGGUCGGUCCAUUGGGUUGUCCCAAUCAUUGCCUCGUCAUUAUUUGGCGCCGGGAUUUAUGUUGUGAUUCUGAGCAUUCUGAACUACGUUGUGGAUAGUUACCAGACGUACUCAGCUUCGGCUCUUGCUGGUGUCAUUCUGGCGCGCAAUUUUGUCGGUGCCGGAUUCCCAUUGUUCGCCGCUCAGAUGUAUGAGAAACUGGACUAUGAAUGGGCUUCCUCUCUCUUGGGAUUCAUCUCCAUUCUUCUUGUGCCGAUUCCAUUCCUUUUCUUCUACAGGGGAAGAGCCAUUCGCCUACGAAGCCCGUGGGCGCGGGAGUACUUCGACCAGAACGAAGACAGCCCGCAUUAA